This is a messenger RNA of Cryptosporidium muris RN66, 276 nucleotides long. RefSeq lists its product as uncharacterized. The transcript has a single exon. The record is from RefSeq and is a predicted model, not a curated record. Bases 1 to 276 code for a protein of 91 amino acids. Lineage: Eukaryota; Apicomplexa; Conoidasida; Eucoccidiorida; Cryptosporidiidae.
AUGUUAGGAAACAAAAUUCAUAUACAAAAGUUGCACAUCAUUAUUAAAAGUGUUCACACUUAUAGCAAGACUAUAUACCAAGAGAAGAUAAGUAGAAUUUAUAAGCCUAAUAUUAAUAAAGAUGAAGAUCACAUAACUAUAGAUAUAAAUCAGAAUAACACCUUUGAUGAUAAAAAUAUAAAGAGUGAAGUUGAGGAAUAUGGCUUCAAAUAUGAAGGACUAGAACCAACUACAUAUGGAGAUUGGUCACAUAAAGGAAGAGUUACUGACUUUUAA